Molecule: messenger RNA, 2148 nt
Organism: Dissoconium aciculare CBS 342.82
Lineage: Eukaryota; Fungi; Ascomycota; Dothideomycetes; Mycosphaerellales; Dissoconiaceae
Product: S-adenosyl-L-methionine-dependent methyltransferase
Exons: 5
Coding region: 1-2148 (715 amino acids)
Molecular function (GO): tRNA (cytidine-N3)-methyltransferase activity
Source: RefSeq, a predicted model, not a curated record
AUGGUCUUCUCCCGAGCCGCCCUCGCCGCCACGGCUCUUCUCCUCUCCACCGCAUCCUGCACUCAGAUCCCCUCCAGCAGCUCCUCAUCGCCCUUCUUCCUCUUGUCAAGCACUCCCCUCCACGACUCCACAACCCUGCGCUCCCAGCAAUUAGCGCUCGCAUCGCAAGUGACAGACGAGACCCUCGCCGCGUUCCGCGGCUGCGAUGCCGAACUCUACCUCAUCGUCUCGCAGCCGGGACUCUCGGCGGGAGACUUCGAGGCAGGAAAAGCGAUGCCCCGGAUGAGGAGGAGGAUGUUGCAGGGUGCGGAUAUGUACGAGGCGGCGGUGCAGAUUCCGGAGGUCAUUGGGGACGUGGAUGUCGAGGAGAUCCAGAGGGUGAUCGGGGAGAGAUGUUCGGGGAGGAAAGUCAGUGUGGAGGACUACUACCAGAACGGACACGGUCACGGCGAUCAGCCCAUCAUCACAACUUUGUCACUCCCGGCAUUACAUCCGGAUGCACACGCCCGUCAAGAAGGUCUAGAAGCCGCAGACGCCGAGAUUGAAAACAUCCUCACCACCAAAGCCAACCACACCAAGCAUGUCCUGAUCUUCGUCUCUUCGCCGUCGACUUCCUCUUCUCAGCAAGAUGCAGUCGCGGACGAGUCGCAGACCUACGAGAUGGACUCGCCGAUCCUGCACGAAGUCCUCCACUCGGAUCUCAAGCGCGACGUUGGCGUCUACCCUCGCAACUCUAGCAGUGAGGACGAGCACCAGAAGGGUCUGCCUCUAUUCGAGCGCUACUCGUUCCUAUCUCCUGCCAUCUUCAUGGGCCUCACCGUCACCAUCCUGCUCAUCUCCAUCCUCUACGUUGGUCUCUCGGCCAUUGCUGGCCUGGAGGUCAGCUACAUGGCUUUCAGCAAGGAAAUGGGUCCUGCGGCACAGCAAGGCAAGACCAAAUUGCACACAUUGAUGUUCAAGAUGGAGAACAUAGAGACGAAGACAGCGGAACUCACAUCAGUGGCCGAACGGCCUCGUAAGCCCAGACAACAAUUGACCAAAGGCAUGGAGCACAUGCGUACAUAUGUCACAAUCAACGAAGCUUCGGAUCAAGACACGUCGACUGCCGGCGAAGAUGCGUACGGCGUGCCUGCCACUUUUGCCCCUGUAAGAAAGCCGGCAACCAAUUCCAGUGAGAAUCCGGAGAAGCGGGUCGAUCCAUUCCAAUUCGGCACGCGAUAUCUUGAAGAAGGCGACGACAUCUUCGCUCACAACGCUUGGGACCACGUCGAGGUGGACUCACAAUACAACGAUUUCAUCGAGCAGCAAACGACCUUCCAAAGAGACAAUCAAGUCUCAGAUUUCGACAAGCAACGCUUCAAUACCAGUCCGGAGAAAUGGUGGGAUAAAUUCUACAGCAAGAAUCAGGCCAACUUUUUCAAGGAUCGCAAAUGGCUGGCGCAAGAGUUCCCCGUCCUGAGUACCGUUACCGGCGCAGACUAUGGUCCUGUGACGGUGCUGGAAGUGGGUGCAGGCGCGGGUAACACUGCGUUUCCGCUGCUCGCGAUGAAUCAAAACCCUCAAUUAAAUCUCCACGCCUGCGACUACAGCAAAAAAGCGAUCGAAAUCAUCCAAUCGCAACCGGCAUAUACCGCAGACUCCCAGACGACAUUGAAGGCACACGUUUGGGACGCUGCCGGGACUGAGCUACCCGAAGGCCUCGCGCCCGGCAGUGUCGACGUCGUGCUGAUGAUUUUCAUCUUCUCCGCCCUCGCGCCCGAUCAAUGGACCCAGGCAGUACAGAACCUCUUCACACUGCUCAAGCCUGGUGGCGAGAUCCUCUUUCGAGAUUAUGGCCGCGGUGACCUCGCGCAGGUGCGCUUCAAGAAAGGCCGAUAUCUGGACGAGAAUUUCUAUGUCCGAGGAGAUGGCACGAGGGUGUAUUUCUUCGAGCUCGAGGAAUUGAGGGACAUUUGGAGUCACGGUGGUGCCCUUCCACAAGGCGACGAUGAGACAGCACCUACUAACGCCGAUCUCGGGAGAUUUGAAGUCGUCAAUUUGGCUGUCGAUCGCAGAAUGCUGGUCAAUCGGCAGCGUAAGAUUAAGAUGUAUCGCUGCUGGAUGCAGGGGCAUUUCAGAAAGCCCUCAUCAAGCAGGAAGACGGCGUAA